Molecule: messenger RNA, 2257 nt
Organism: Ipomoea nil (Japanese morning glory)
Lineage: Eukaryota; Viridiplantae; Streptophyta; Magnoliopsida; Solanales; Convolvulaceae
Exons: 3
Coding region: 389-1987 (532 amino acids)
Source: RefSeq, a predicted model, not a curated record
CUAGGCAGGGGUUGGCUUUUGUUUGAAAUCCAUCCUUCUUCUACAGACUCGGUGUAAAACACACCAUUAAAAUACCUUAAUCUUCUUGCUCUCUCCGCUCUCUUCUCCAUAACACAAAAUCUCUUUUACACUCACAACUAUAUAUAUAUAUAUAUAUUGUUGUGCACAGAUUCCGUUUGUAGAAUUCCAUCCAUACAGGUUGAGAAAGGGAAGAAGAGCGAAUUGAGAAUCAUUCCAUUUCAAGAAAAGUGGGAAAUUUCCACCCAAUUUCGUGUUUCCCCGGUGAGAUAAGCUCUGGAAUUGGCAGGGGAAAGCGAUAUAUUGUUGUUGGUGAAGGGAGAGAGAGAACGAGUGAGCGUGGAUGUAUCUUUAUCCGCAUGUAUAGGUAAUGCAUCAGAAGAAAUCUGAAGUUCAGAUCGGAAAAGAAAGCAGCGGCGUCUCUUCCGAUUUCAACCCUACCCUGCUUUCUUCGUCUUCUUCGCUUUACCAGAAACACAAUAAUCCCCAUCUCGCCCCCAACGCUUUCUUCUUUGCGGCGCCUCCUUCUCCGCCUCCGCCUUCUCCCUCUGCUGCUUCCCCGCACAAUACAACCCUUCAAAUCUUCAUCAACGAUGGCUAUGACUCGAUUCCGCCUUCUCCCACCGCUGCCCCGCCGAUGGUGGUGCCAAAUAGCAAGACCACCCCUCAUAAGAGACCCCUUUUGGGGGUCUCCUCCAAUAACCCUUCCAAUUCUUCUUCCAGCUCCAUCGUCAAAUCCCCCACUUUGAGCAAUUCUCUUCACAAAUAUUCAUUUUCUUCCGCUCCUCCUCCGCCGGUGGCCAAGGGUCAACAUUCUUUUAGAAUUAUGGGUGUCCAUGUUUACCAUCAGCUUCGUCACCUUCGCCGUGUUGUCCGGGUUCACCUCCGCCUCAUCCUCCUCCUCUCCUUGCCAUUUUUCUAUUUUCUGGUUUCUCAUCCCACUAACUCCUUUUUUCUUGAUUUCCUCUCGGCUUUUGCCUUCUCGGCAGCUCUGUUGUUUUCUUUGAAUUUGGCCCUUCCCAGGCUGCCCUCCAUUCGGUUGUUCCUUGCUAGGUCUUUACCAAUUAAGCUGUCCUUGUCAAACCAAGUGUCCAGAAGGCCUUUGCCCGUAUUUUGGUCUAUCGGGUCUCGGCCUAAGUUUGAGAAAAAGGUGAAUUCUGGGAAUUUUGUGCAGGCAUAUAGAAAUGGGGAUGUGUAUGAGGGUGAGUUUCACAAGGGGAAAUGCAGUGGGAGUGGUGUUUACUAUUAUUACAUGAGUGGAAGGUAUGAAGGUGAUUGGGUUGAUGGGAAGUAUGAUGGCUAUGGAGUUGAGACGUGGGCGAGGGGGAGCCGGUAUAGAGGCCAAUAUAGGCAAGGACUUAGGCAUGGUUUUGGAGUUUAUAGGUUUUAUACAGGGGAUGUUUAUGCAGGAGAAUGGUCAAAUGGGCAGAGUCAUGGGUGUGGGGUGCAUACCUGUGAUGACGGUAGCCGAUAUGUUGGUGAAUUCAAAUGGGGUGUCAAGCAUGGCCUUGGCCACUACCAUUUUAGGAAUGGUGACACUUAUGCUGGAGAAUAUUUUGCUGAUAAGAUGCAUGGAUUUGGGGUUUAUUGCUUUGCAAACGGGCAUCGUUAUGAAGGAGCUUGGCACGAAGGCAGGAGACAAGGAUUGGGAAUGUAUACUUUUAGAAAUGGAGAAACUCAGUCAGGUCACUGGCAAAAUGGGGUUCUUGACAUUCCAAGCACACAAAGUGUGUCCUAUCCUGUAUCUCCUGUUGCUGUUUACCACUCAAAAGUGCUUAAUGCAGUCCAGGAAGCACGACGAGCAGCUGAGAAAGCAUAUGAUGUUGCUAAGGUGGAUGAAAGGGUGAACAAGGCAGUAGCAGCAGCGAACCGGGCAGCUAAUGGAGCAAGAGUAGCAGCCGUGAAAGCUGUGCAAAAGCAAAUGCAUCAUCGGAGAAACAGUGACGAGCUUCCUAUUCCCAUCGUGUAAAAGCAAAUGCAUCAUCAAAGUUGGGCUUAGAACCGGCUCUCGCCUUUUAAAGCUGCACGUGGGGAGCGGAUAAAGAGCCAGCCAUAUGGUAUCACUUCUACACAGUACAGUACCUAUCUACUACUUGGUCAUUUGUUAACUUCUAAAGUAGCCCAGUAUAAUUAGAGCGCUGGAGCCAAGGGAAAACCUGACCCAGCCGGCUUUGUGUACGUAUAAUAUUAAUGACUUCUGAAAAUUGAGUUCUUUUUAAGAAAUCCUUAUUCUUGAUCA